Messenger RNA from Aquila chrysaetos chrysaetos, 2740 nucleotides. RefSeq names its product katanin catalytic subunit A1 like 2 (gene KATNAL2). Gene Ontology annotation, molecular function: ATP hydrolysis activity; protein binding; ATP binding. The record is from RefSeq and is a predicted model, not a curated record. The transcript has 16 exons. The coding region runs from base 865 to 2427 and encodes 520 amino acids. Lineage: Eukaryota; Metazoa; Chordata; Aves; Accipitriformes; Accipitridae.
CCUUCCUCCCUCAGCUCCUUUUUUCGUAAGUUAGGGCUGUACGGUCCCGCUGUGCCUCUGUCCAAGUGUGCCUCCAUCCCACGGAUGGGUCGAGCUCCAGGAAGCCCAGAAGCAGCAGGAUUUUGUUAAAUUUCUUAACCCGUUCUUUUGCUUCCAUCUGCUGGUCAAAUUCAACUAGAGUAAGAGAGACUGUAGGGCUGCACUGCGGGACUGCUACAAACCUUUCCCACAAAGGUGUUGGGUGCUGUGAAUGCAUACACAAAUCCCUGUUCCCACUGUGCAUGAAUAGGACGGGAUUGCUCACAAAAAAGUAGUUUUGGGAGUGGUUCUGGAACUGUGUUUUAGGUUAUGUCGAUGUCUUGGAUUAGUAGAUUAUAUAUUUACCUAGAAAUGGGAACCUCCAGCCCAGUCUAUUUCUAAGCCUUAAAGUGGAUUCAGAUCCCAACCACUGAGAAUGGUGCCCUAAGGUGUGGUGUUGAAAUGGUGUUAAUGUGCAGAAGGAAGACAGGAGGAAAAGGGGUCCGAUUUGUAACUUCACCAAUGGGGAUUUGGGUGGCCCUGGUCCCAAGGCUGGUUUUGACUGCUAAUUGCAGAAAUAUUUGUGGGAAUAGGACCUGGAGCUCCAGAACUCUUCCUUGUGAGCUGUACCACUGGGUUUGGGUUAGUUUGCUUUGUAAGCUGACUUCUCCAUAGCCUUUUGGUACAAUGGAUGUGAAGAUCAGAGUUUACAUUUUGGUUACAGACUAGAGAGGUGUUCAUAUUCUGUAGAGGGGCAGAAGUUUGGAGCCUGCUUUUUUUAAGCCAGUCAGUGACUAAGGAACAACCUGAAGCUGCGAAGAGGAUAUUUUGAUUCUUGCUGAUGAGAUGCGAACAGAAGCUCGUCGAAAAAAUCUCCUCAUUCUAAUUUUGCAUUAUUUAAUGGAGGAAGGGUAUGUUGAUGCUGCAAAUGCUUUGGAACAAGAGACGAAAUUAAGUUUACGUGGCUUUGAAGUUUGUGACAACAUUGAUCUUGAGACAAUUUUGAUGGAAUAUGAAAGCUAUUACUUUGUAAAAUUUCAAAAGUAUCCUAAAAUUACCAAAAAGGUCCUGGACACUGCAGAAAAUAAACAACAGCUGAGAACUGGAGGAAGACCAAGAAGGGCAGCAAGCUCUUCUCAGAAUCUCCCAAGGCUCAAGCAUCAGACAGUGCAACGACCAUUGUCAAAAACUUCACCUGGGAGUACAACAGAAUUUAAAUCAUCCACCAAGGAGAACCCCAAACAGAAUAAUGACAAUGCAGUUACUUUGGAGCAAACUGACUUUGGCUUAAGCAUCUCAGCAAUCAACAAAACUGGAGGAGACAGCACUCACUCAAGAAGGGGCCAAGUGAUUGACUUCCAUGGGAUGAUUCAGGAUGCUGUCAAAGUAUCAUCAAACGGAAUAGCCUUGAACAGCCUUAAUUGUGAUCCAGAUCCUUCAGAACGGUUACUAAAACCCCUUAGUGCUUUUAUUGGCAUGACUGGUGAGAUGAGAGAACUUGCAACAGUUGUAAGCAAAGACAUUUAUCUCCAUAAUCCAAACGUGAAGUGGGAUGAUAUUAUUGGACUGGAUGCAGCUAAAAGGCUCGUCAAGGAAGCAGUUGUUUAUCCCAUAAGGUACCCACAGCUGUUUACUGGCAUUCUGUCUCCUUGGAAAGGAUUAUUGCUGUAUGGACCACCAGGUACUGGAAAAACUUUGCUUGCUAAGGCUGUUGCCACAGAGUGCAAUACAACCUUUUUCAACAUAUCAGCAUCCACCAUUGUCAGCAAAUGGAGGGGUGAUUCAGAAAAACUUGUCCGGGUGUUAUUUGAGCUUGCCCGGUACCAUGCUCCUUCCACAAUUUUCUUGGAUGAGCUGGAGUCAGUUAUGAGUCAAAGAGGCACUGCUUCUGGUGGUGAACAUGAAGGAAGUCGGCGGAUGAAAACAGAAUUACUGGUGCAGAUGGAUGGCUUGGCCCGAUCUGAUGAUCUUGUAUUUGUUUUAGCAGCUUCCAAUCUGCCAUGGGAGUUAGAUUCUGCCAUGCUGCGGCGGUUGGAGAAGAGGAUUUUGGUUGACCUCCCAAGUAAAGAGGCACGGCGGGUGAUGAUCCAGCACUGGCUGCCCCCUCUGAGCAAGAGCGGAGGCGUGGAGCUGAGAACGGAUCUGGACUACAGCUUGCUGGGCCAGGAAACAGAUGGGUACUCCGGCUCAGACAUAAAACUCGUGUGCAAGGAAGCAGCCAUGAGACCAGUGAGGAAAAUCUUCGAUGCUCUUGAAAAUCAUCAGCCAGGUAACAGUAACUUACCCGUGAUCCGAUUAGACACGAUCACAACAGCAGACUUCCUGGAUGUGAUCGCCCAUACCAAGCCAUCAGCAAAGAAUCUAAGCCAGAAGUACACUGCUUGGCAGAGAGAAUUUGAGUCAGUUUGACAAGAAAAAAACCCAAAGAUUGAAAAUUUCCAAGACUUUUGCUAUCCAAAAUGGCAUCACCUUGCCUCCAAAGGAUCAAACAGUGAUGGGGAAGGAAGUGCUGUUGUUUCCAGGAAGGAGAAUGCAGUGAGAAAUGUCAGGGGGAAAUCUUCACUUUCAAAAUUUAAUGGGGAUGGGGGCAGUGUUUGGGUAUUUUUUAUUAGCCAUUUUCAAUGACCACUCAAAAAACAUUCGUCAUGGAAAUAAUGUAAUGGCAGUUGCUAUGUAAUGAAGACUCCAGCCUUAAUUUUAUGUAUAAAGACUUAAGAGAUUG